UUAUUUUUUUUAUUUUUCCCAGCAAAAUAUUUCGAAACACACAUAAUUUUUUUUCCCUCUCUGUGAGAAAAAAACCCUAGCUCGUCCUCUCUCCUCGUCCUCUCUUUCAAGUUUCCCUCCCUUUUCUAUCUGAUUUCCUCCAUUCCCAUCCGAUUCGGUGGGUUCUUCUUCUUCAAUGGACUUCAAUUGAACUGAAUCCUUCCUCACUUUGAAGGAUCUGGGAGCUUAAGCUGUCAAACCGAGCAACAAUGGCGUCUUCCGACAAGGAUGUCGAAGAACAGCUUUUGGAAGCUGGCAAUAAGAUUGUUGACCCUCCUACUUCAGUUGAAGAACUCCUACCUCUUCUCGACAAAAUUGAGAGUUUGCUGGCAAAAGUUGAACAAUCCCCUUCAAAAUCAAUGCAAACUGCACUCACUCCGUCACUGAAAGCCCUGGUCUCUGAUCAGCUUCUAAGGCAUUCAGAUAUUGAUGUCAAAGUUGCAGUUGCUGCAUGCAUCAGUGAAAUAACUAGGAUCACUGCACCUGAUGCCCCUUACAACGAUGAGCAAAUGAAGGAGGUAUUUCAUCUGAUUGUAUCAUCCUUUGAAAAUCUCUCCGACAAGUCAAGUCGAUCGUAUGCAAAGAGGGCAUCCAUUCUUGAAACUGUUGCGAAGGUCAGAUCAUGUGUGGUCAUGCUGGAUUUGGAAUGUGAUGGAUUGAUCAUCGAGAUGUUCCAACAUUUUCUUAAGACUGUAAGGGAUUAUCACCCAGAGAAUGUAUUUACGUCAAUGGAGACAAUUAUGAGCCUUGUUUUAGAAGAAAGUGAAGAUAUGGCUGUAGGGCUCCUCUCUCCUAUCUUAGAAAGUGUGAAGAAGGACAAUGAGGAAAUUCUACCUAUUGCUCGGAAGCUAGGAGAGAAAGUUCUUGACAACUGUUCUACCAAGCUCAAACCUUAUUUGGUUCAAGCUGUAAAAACCUUGGGGAUUUCUUUUGAUGAUUACAGUGAUGUUGUUGCUUCCAUAUGCAAAGAUCUUUCUGGCUCUCUUGAGCCUAGUAAUCUUCACGAUGCUGGUGAAAAUGUGGUUGCUGAGAGCAAGUCAGUCAGAACGUCCGAGGAUGAGGUUGACGAGAAACUGACAGAAGUGGCCACACCUGAGAGAGUUGACAUGGCCGUGGAGAAACAUCGUGAUUCAGUUAAGAGCAAUGGAGUUGCAGAGGGGGGUGAGGAUGGCUCGGUGUCUACUCUGGAGAACAAGAAGGAAGAACAUGGUCAGGAGUGCAAAGAGGUGAAAUCACCCAAGAGUCCUGAACCUGCCAAUUUGAGCUCUGAGAAGGCUAGCAAUGUGAAGGAAAGAUCUGAAAAGUCCUCUAGGAAAAAAGGUAAAAAAUCUAAUCAAUCCUCGAAGUCUACUGAAGUUUCUCAUGUUGAUGCCCAGAAGGGAUCUGAGAGCCAGCCAGAACGUGAAAGCCACAGUGAACAUCCUGGUUCUCCUUGUGAGAACCGGUCUGCUGAAAAUUUGCCUUUGGAAAAUGAGGCUGAUGCCAAGCCUUCCUCACCCAAGGCCAUGGAGGUCGAAUCUGCAAAUGUUGCUUCACCUUCACUUAGUGAAAGCGUUCCUGAUGAGUGUAACAAUAAGUCUGGACAGGGAAAUAAGGCUGGACAGGCAAAAAAGAAAGGCAACUCAGCGAAAGAGGUGGUGGCAUCAUCUGCAGAAGUUUCAAAAGAAUCAUCUGAUGGAAUGCACGACUCAGGAGCCAAGCUUGAUUCAGAUGCUGAAGAGAAGGCUCCUGCUGGAGUUUCUGAUGAUACCAAGACUGCAGCUGAAGACUCAGAAGAAAGGGAAAGUGAUGCUACCAGUGAUUAUGAGACUAAGACAUUGAAGCAUUCUGCUAGGAAGGGAGAUGGAGCCAGUAAGAGUAGUGGUGGUUCUUUAAAACAAUCAGAAGCUAAGAGAAAGAAGGGAUCGGGGAAAUCUAUUUCUGGAAAGAACAUGAAAAAAUUAUCAGGUGAUGAUGAUAAAAAGGAAGCAACACCUGUGCUGAAACCAACCUCGAAAACCACCAAAGAUGAGAAGAUCUUGGACAAGACUCCAACAGCAGUUUCCAAGAGGAAACGAACUCCUAGCAAAGAAAAAGAGUCUGAAACCAAGAAAUUUGAUGAAACUUUGGUUGGUUCGAAGAUAAAAGUGUGGUGGCCAGAAGAUCGCAUGUUUUAUGCAGGUGUAGUCGAAUCUUUUGAUCCAAAAAGAAAGAAGCACAAGGUUUUGUACACAGAUGGAGAUGAAGAGAUACUAUAUCUUAAAAAGGAGAGAUGGGAAUAUAUUGACGAUGAAACUGAAUCUGAACGAGAGGAAGCAGCAGAUUUAGUGAGAUCGGAAUCUCCAGCAGAGAUACCUCAAAAGAAAAAGGCAAAACUCAAUGCCAAUGAGUCUGCAAAGCGAGGAAAGAUGGAUGUUUCACCCAAAAAGGGUGGAGUGACUUCGUCCAGCAAAUCUAAGGUUGCAGCUACAAAAACUGACCGGAGUAGUGGCAGCAAAGUUGAAAGCAAGUCAAAAGAGAAUACCCCUAAGGUUGGAAGACCUACAUCUGUUACAGGUAGCAAAUCAAAGGAUCAAAGCACUCCUAAAAGUGGAAGCAAAGCUGGUAAGACAGGUCCGAAAAUUUCUGGCAAGUCAAAGACCGACGAUGCUGAAUCACACAAGACUAGCAAAUCAAAGGAGGAUGAGACAUCUACACCUGCUGUUGUUGCGAAGUCCAAGCAAGAUGUAUCGAAGACGGGGAAGUCCAAACAAGAGACCCCAAAAGCUCCUGCAAUUUCAAAGGGCAAAUCUACCAAAACAGGCGAUAAAUCUAAUAGUUCGAAUCUCUCCACCAAGGUUAAGUUCACAUCUUCAAAAUCAAAAGAAAGUGGAGAUGCAAAGAAUUUGGCUUCUUCCGCAAAAACAGUGGAGAAUUCAAAGGGAAAGUCACUAAAUUCAUCCAAUGAUCAGGGCAGUGAAUCCAAGUCAGGAAAGAAAAGAAGAAGAGAGUCCAAAGGUUGAUCACCACGUCUAUUCCAAAAAGCUUGGAGUUGUCUAUUCCCGCCUCGAUCUGCACUCUACAUAUUUGCAAAUUGUAUAAGUUCUUGGCAAACUUGCUGUGGAUCUGAUGAUCUCAUUGGCACAUUUUCCAGAUUGUCAUAUAUUCUUAGUUAGGUAGGUUAGCAGCAAUUAUAGGAGUAUGCUAGUUCUCUUUGUAGUUGUUUGCCGCAAUUCAUGUCAUCUGUGGGAGGUAAUAGUAGAGGAUCCUUAAGUUAGCUUAUGUAUUACUUGGGCUUUUCUGAAACAAAGAUUGCCUUAAUUAGAGAAAGGAAAGCCACAGAUUCAGAACAAUGGUCUUUUUAGGCCUUUCUGUCUUAUCUGCUGUCUUCCCCUUUUAACUCCCUGGGUGAUUUUCAGAGUAAUUGUUAACUUAACAUCCCGUAUUUGAUUAAUGGUUUUGAAAAGCUUAGCCUUAUUGGAGCAUUUGGCUCCUCGCAAGUUUGGGUCUGUAUAGCUUAUCAAACUUGCACUUCAUUUCUGAGUUCGUUUUUUUCUA
Benincasa hispida (wax gourd) is the source of this 3555-nucleotide messenger RNA. Its product is annotated as transcriptional regulator. Gene Ontology annotation, biological process: mitotic sister chromatid cohesion; DNA repair. The record is from RefSeq and is a predicted model, not a curated record. Gene Ontology annotation, cellular component: nucleus; chromatin. NCBI's taxonomy places the organism in Eukaryota, Viridiplantae, Streptophyta, Magnoliopsida, Cucurbitales, Cucurbitaceae.